GUCGACGGGGCGGAACCUCGGGGUAGCUGGUUGAAUUUUUAAGCUUAGCGAAGGCCUUGUCGUAACAAAUCGCUAUGGAUGCAGUGAACGAAUUCAAUAUGGAGUUGUUCUCCAUGAUUGAUGUGAAGCCUCCAGUAUCCCGUGCUAAAAUGAUGUCUGUAACAAAGUCAGCCAUCAAAGCCAUUAAGCUCUACAAACAUGUUGUCCAGAUAGUAGAAAAGUUCAUCAAGAAGUGCAAGCCAGAAUUAAAAGUUUCCGGAUUAUACGUGGUGGACUCCAUCAUUCGACAGUCACGCCAUCAGUUUGGUGUUGAGAAGGAUGUAUUUGGUCCAAGGUUUUUGAAGAACUUUACAGAUACUUUCCAAAACAUUUGUCAUUGCCCAGAGGAUGAUAAGAAUAAAAUAGUUCGUGUGCUAAACCUGUGGCAGAAGAACUUAGUGUUUGGCUUGGACAUCAUUCAGCCUUUAAUGGAUAUGGCCAAUGGCGUUGUUGUACGUCCUCCUGCUCUUGAAGCUCCUGUUGGCCACCAACCAGAAACUACACCUCCUGUUAAACCAGAAUCUACACCUCCUGUUAGUACUGCCUCUUUUGGGCCCGCAGUACCUCAGGUACCCAUGUCAGAUGCUUUAGCUGCGGUGGCACAAUUGCUUCAAUCCGCUCAAUGUCAGGAGCUACAGAUGAUGCUCCAGAACCUUCAGCAGGCAGAUAAGACUCUAGGAGCUACCACCAGUGCAGGCAACAUACAAAACCUGCCCCAGAUGCCAGAGCUCCAGCUCAACUCGCACGGCGUUGAAGCUGUAAAGAAAAGCUCUUUAGCUGAGAAACUACUUGAUCGAUUUGACUGUGAUGAUGAACUUGUGGAAAUGCCAGUUUCUGAUGUCAACAUUCAGUCACGAGGCCUUCCUGAAAAUGUGUUGAAGCAGUUUCAUGGACAGCUGCUGAACUCAGACAUUCAACUUGAUCUGAUGGGACAGACUGUGGAUAUGAAGCACAGUGGAGGGAUGAGUCGUGGGGAUCGUCAUUUGACGCCAGAUGGGUAUAACGACAUAAACGAUCCAUGUACUCAAUCACAGGAAUACUCAAGAGAAAAUUCAUCUGUGAGACAGGAGGGCAGACGAAGCUAUGGCAGGAGAUCGAGGUCUGGUUCCAGAUCUCCUAGAAGGAGGAGGUCAAGAUCGUCAUCUCUCUCAAGACGGUCAAGGCAUCGACGCUCUCCCUCCAGAGAACAGCGCAGGAGAUCUCGUUCACGUUCUCGGGAUAGAAUUGAAAGCGAUAAGGACAAAGAACGCAGGCAGAAAGGUUUUCCCAUCAUAAAGAGCCAGACACUCAGUGUUUGCACUACUACAAUUUGGGUUGGACAGCUGGACAAGAAAACUCAGCGGUCUGAUGUAAUGGCCCUUUUGGAAGAGUUUGGCCAGAUUGAGUCAAUUAAUAUGAUUCCUCCACGUGGUUGUGCCUACAUUGUCAUGGUUCACAGACAAGAUGCUUAUACAGCCUUGAAAAAACUCAGCAAAGUUUCUGCAUACAAAGUCAGUCAGAAACCCGUUAAGAUUGCUUGGGCAUUAAACAAAGGCAUAAAACCAGCACACAAAAAGUUCUGGGAUGUGGAGCAGGGAGUUACUUACAUUCCCUGGAGCAAAGUCAAAGUUGAGGAGUUGGAGGGUUAUCAAGAAGGGGGUAUGCUGGACCCAGAGACUCUAAAUCCAGAAUGGACCAACUUCAAGGAACUCAACAACCAGGCAGUUGUAAACGGAGCAUUGGAAAUGGUACCGGAUCUGACUCACUCUGCUCACAUUCAGAUGCCAACAGUUCAGCAGGCAGAACCUAUUGGAAGUCCACCUCCUUUUCACAGCCCCAUCAUGCUUUCUCCAACAUCCAUUCCUCCUGUAGGAGCUCCAUUCAUGCCUGUAGACUUUGCUGCUGCAACCCUAGCAGUAGCAAGAAAUAUCAACGCUCCAGAGGAUUCCAUAGAAAAUUCCACCGGAGGCUACAAUCCCUGCUCAGCUCUAAACACUAGCAACCAGCUGGGGUCUCCAGCAGCGCAGGUCAUGCCAAACCCUGCAGUUAUGCAUCGACCCCCCCGACCAUGCAUGCCACCUUUGCAGCCGCCACCUGGAAUGCCAAAUCCUCACAUGCGACCCUUCCCCUCACCUCAAAACAUGCAGCACAUGCCUCCGCAAAUGAUACAAAGAGGAGGGCCGAUGUUUCCACCUGAUAGAUUCAGAAUGCCCAUGCCCUUCCCACCUCGCGGUCCUCCUUUUCAAAGAUUUCCACCACCGAGACCUGAGAUUAUGGAGGACGGGGAGAGGGGGCAUUUCAGAACUGAGGGACCAGGACUCAGAUUCCCUCGUUUUAAAAGAGGGGGGUGGUAA
Nematolebias whitei (Rio pearlfish) is the source of this 2372-nucleotide messenger RNA. Its product is annotated as SR-related and CTD-associated factor 4. Gene Ontology annotation, molecular function: RNA polymerase II C-terminal domain phosphoserine binding; RNA binding. Gene Ontology annotation, cellular component: nucleus. Lineage: Eukaryota; Metazoa; Chordata; Actinopteri; Cyprinodontiformes; Rivulidae. The record is from RefSeq and is a predicted model, not a curated record. Gene Ontology annotation, biological process: negative regulation of termination of RNA polymerase II transcription, poly(A)-coupled. The transcript is spliced from 19 exons. Bases 75 to 2372 code for a protein of 765 amino acids.